Messenger RNA from Rotaria sp. Silwood1, 489 nucleotides. The record is from the annotation of a GenBank genome assembly. NCBI's taxonomy places the organism in Eukaryota, Metazoa, Rotifera, Eurotatoria, Philodinida, Philodinidae.
AUGCGUGUUGUUCUUAUUGUUCUAUUUGCAUUGAUUUAUCGAAUUGAUGGUCAUGGUGAACAUGGUAAUGUUGGUAGUCAACCUGCGGGUGGACAACCACCACAUGUUGCACGAAAAAUGGAAGAUUACGUACAUGAUGUCGAGCAUAUUCGACAUGAUUUAGAAGGCCAAAUAAAUAAACCAAAAGAAGAAAUGACACCAGAGCAGCAAAAUUUUUAUUAUUUUAAACUACAUGAUUCGAAUAAUGAUAAUCGUUUAGAUGGUUUAGAAAUUGUAGCUGCUUUUGAUCAUGCACAUCAAGAAGAAAACGCUAAUAAUAAUAAUGAUACAACAGGACAAACUCCUCCACAUCACGAACGACUUCCUGAUGAUGAACUUAUUCGUAUUGUUGAUGAUAUACUAAAAGAAGAAGAUCUCGAUCGUGAUGGUUAUAUUAGUUAUGAAGAAUUUAAACAUGCUAUUGAAGGCAAUUCUAAUGCUCAAGGAUAA